Aspergillus versicolor CBS 583.65 is the source of this 1935-nucleotide messenger RNA. RefSeq names its product caspase family protein. The coding region runs from base 493 to 1935 and encodes 480 amino acids. Gene Ontology annotation, molecular function: cysteine-type endopeptidase activity. Gene Ontology annotation, biological process: proteolysis. The transcript is spliced from 5 exons. The record is from RefSeq and is a predicted model, not a curated record. Lineage: Eukaryota; Fungi; Ascomycota; Eurotiomycetes; Eurotiales; Aspergillaceae.
CCGACAGUGACAAAAUGCUACUGCCUAGAUGAGAGUUCACGGGUUAACCGCAAGAGGAGAAACGUCAACCAUGCCAUGUGUUAAUGUCUCUGCCCUACGGAUGGAGCAGCGCCAAAGCAGCAAAAGCAGCAAAUCCCCCCGCCGGCGUCUCUUGCAGCAAAUCAGCGCCCGUGCUGAGCAGGCAUCAGCCAGCCCUGUCGCUCCAGGGACGCCCGGCCAACAAUCUCCUUCAACGUCUUUUCUCUUCUUUUCUUCUUCUCUUGUCUUCGCUCGUGAACCGUAGUCGACUGCUGUGAAGGCUCGCUGGGUUUCCUUUGCAGUCUUGUGAGCUUGUUGUUGUGAGAGCCUCCACCUGCUGUUCUACUUAACCGAGAAAGUUCCGCCUCCAGGCCGCGCUCACAACGCCCGCUGCUAUAUCUCGAAUCGCUCUCGCUGCGAAUCCUCAUAGUCCGGCAUUUGAAGUUCCUGUCCUGCAAUUGUCAGCGAGAAUAGAUGUACUCCUACCCUCAUCCUCCUCCCCCGCCUCCGGGGAGUUGGCCUCAGCAAUGGGCGCAGCCUCCUCCACCGCAACAAUACAGGUCAGCAACCCACUCAGUGUCGCGUUCUACAUCGCGUUCAAAGUCGGAUUCAAAGGAGUCGAAGAAGAAUGUUGCUAAGUGGCUGAAUAGUCAAUAUCCUCCGGGACAUUAUCCUCCACCAAACAACUACCCUCCACCGGCCAAUUACCCCCCUCCUGCGGGCUAUCCUCCUCCCGGGGGUUAUGCUCCCCGCCAGCCUCACCACUCCCCGGCCCCGUCAUACGGCACACCGCCACUCCCUCAACGGCCGCCCUCGGGCCAAACCCAUUCGAGGAAUUACUCUUCAAGUAGGCCCGCGGACCCAUACCGCACUGAAAAGCACAGGCGUCGGCUAACCCAGACAGACCCGUCAUGGAGCCCCAGCCCGGCCCCGAGCCCCAAUCUCCCACCCCGCCCGCCCAUGGGCGCCCAGCAUUUCGGGCACGGUGCACCGUCGAACUACAGAUUCCAGUACUCGGCCUGUACGGGGCGGCGGAAGGCUCUGCUGAUUGGGAUCAACUACUUUGGCCAGCCGAACCAGCUGCAGGGCUGUAUCAAUGAUGUCACGAACGUGUCUUCGUUCUUGCACGAGCGCAAGGGCUAUCGCAGAGAGGACAUGGUGAUUCUGACCGACGACCAGAAGAACCCGAAGAGUGUGCCUACCAAGUCGAAUAUUAUUCGGGCCAUGCAGUGGCUGGUGCAUGAAGCGCAGCCGAACGACUCGCUUUUUAUUCAUUUUUCAGGACACGGCGGACGGACGCCUGAUCUCGACGGUGACGAAGAAGAUGGUUUUGACGACGUGAUCUACCCCGUGGAUUACCGGACAGCCGGACACAUUGUCGACGACGAAAUGCACGACAUCAUGGUCCGUCCUCUCCAACCCGGAGUGCGCUUAACAGCCGUCUUCGACUCCUGCCACUCGGGCACCGCCCUCGACCUCCCAUACAUCUACUCCACCCAGGGCAUCCUGAAAGAGCCAAACCUCGCCAAAGAAGCCGCCUCCGACCUCUUCUCAGCCUUCACCUCCUACAGCCGCGGCGACCUCGGCGGCGUCGCCCAGACCGCCAUCGGCUUCUUCAAGAAAGCCGCUCUCGGCGACUCAGCGCGCCAGCGCACCGUCCGCACCAAGACCUCGCCCGCAGACGUGGUCAUGUUCUCGGGCUCAAAGGACACCCAGACUUCAGCCGAUACCUUCCAAGACGGCGAAGCGCGCGGGGCGCUCAGCUGGGCGUUCAUCAAGGUGCUGCAGCGGUACCCGAAUCUCAGCUACGUGCAGCUGCUGAAUCUGAUUCGGGCGGAGCUGGACGGGAAGUACACGCAGAAGCCGCAGCUGAGCUGCAGUCAUCCGCUGGAUACUGAUUUGUUAUUUGUUAUGUGA